Messenger RNA from Aspergillus alliaceus, 3766 nucleotides. Its product is annotated as dipeptidyl peptidase 3. Gene Ontology annotation, molecular function: dipeptidyl-peptidase activity. Gene Ontology annotation, cellular component: cytoplasm. The record is from RefSeq and is a predicted model, not a curated record. The coding region runs from base 1 to 3567 and encodes 1188 amino acids. NCBI's taxonomy places the organism in Eukaryota, Fungi, Ascomycota, Eurotiomycetes, Eurotiales, Aspergillaceae. The transcript is spliced from 9 exons.
AUGGAUGAAAAGAUCACGCAGCAUUAUUUGGCUGACUCACCCCCCACGGUGGUCCGCUUGGAGGUCAAACACCAUUUUGAUAAUCUUCAGGAUGCAAAACUGAGGCGAUAUGCCCACUUCAUAAGCAGAGCGGCAUUUGAAGGCACUCGUAUCACUUUGCGCCAGGUAUCUCCCGAAUCUGAGCCCAUCUACGAUCUCAUCAUCUCACUCUACCGUGCCUGUGACGGGAAUUGGAUUGGCCUUGCUCAGAAAACCAAUGUUAGCGACGAGCAUUUGCGCUACUUCUUGGAGUAUUCUGCGCAGUUUCUUGGAAAUUGCGGGAACUACAAAGGGUUUGGUGACUCGAAGUUCAUUCCCCGGUUGCCUGUAGAAGCGCUAGAGGCUUUGGCAUCAUCUACGUCAGAGACAAAAGCAGCCUUUGAAAAAGCGAAUAAGAUUGGGGGUGGUAUUUACGCCACGAAAGAGCAAUCACUUAUGCACCUUGGUUAUACGGACAGUGGUCAUAUGACUACCUAUUACCCUGACUCACCGUCUAUUACAAAAGAUGAGAUUACGGCGAUUGGAGACCUUAUGGAAAAGAAAGGAUUACCAUUGGAGAAUACGAGAUUGAAGAAGUUGCAAUCCGGUGACUUUGAGUUGUUGAUUGCCUCCGGCAUUACUUCUCCCCUCCCGCGGGAUAGGGAUCUCGGUGACGUUGACACUUUGGACCUGCACGGUAACCUGGCUGGGAAGAAACUGCGCCUGGCUUUUGGAGAUCAUUUAGAGGAAAUGGCAAAGAUCGCUUGGUCGAUUAAGCAGGCGGGACUCAAUGCAGCAAACGACAACCAGAAACGGAUGUUGGAUGCAUAUGCAUUGUCAUUUGGUGCUGGUUCGAUUGAAGCAUUCAAAGAGAGUCAACGGAUUUGGGUGAAGGAUCAAAGACCGGUUCUAGAGACAAAUAUAGGGUUUGUGGAGACCUAUAGAGACCCUCACGGAGUGCGGGGUGAAUGGGAGGGUUUCGUUGCUUUAGUCAAUCUGGAACGCACUCAAGCCUUUGGAAAGUUGGUACAUAGUGCAGAGAGCAUGAUCCCAAAGCUUCCAUGGGGCAAGGACUUUGAAAAAGACCAGUUCCUCAGUCCAGACUUUACUUCUCUUGAAGUUUUGAGCUUCCAAUCUUCGGGUAUUCCUGCUGGCAUCAACCUGCCCAAUUAUGAUGAUAUACGUCAAAACUUAGGCUUCAAAAACGUGUCUUUGGGAAACGUUCUCAGUGCCAAAGCUCCUAAUGAGCCAGUUCCAUUCAUUGCUGAAAAGGAUUUGGAGGUUUACCGCAAAUGCCGUGACCCCGCCUUUGAAGUCCAAGUAGGUAUCCAUGAACUUCUUGGGCACGGAACGGGCAAGCUUCUUCAGGAGACCGCUCCGGGGAAGUAUAACUUCGAUAUUUCCAAUCCUCCUGUUAGUCCAGUUACAGGCAAGCCUGUAUCUACCUGGUACAAGCCUGGCCAGACCUGGAGCUCUGUGUUCGGAAAUAUUGCCUCCUCCUAUGAAGAGUGCCGUGCAGAGUGCGUCGCUAUGGUACUUGGAUGUGACUUUGGCAUUCUGAAGAUUUUCGGGUUCGGAGAUGGACAAGAAGAUCUCACAAAUGACGCUGGCGAUGUCUUGUUCGCAGCAUAUCUGCAAAUGGCUCGUGCAGGCUUGGUUGCCUUGGAAUUCUGGGACCCCAAGACUCAGAAAUGGGGGCAGGCCCAUAUGCAAGCUCGAUAUAGUAUUCUGCGAACAUUCCUUGACGCUGGUGAUGAUUUCGUCAAGCUAUCUUAUACCACAGAAGACCUUUCGGAUCUGGAGAUUCAUCUAGAUCGAUCGAAGAUCCUGACGCACGGGCGUCCUGCUGUGGAGAAAUAUUUGCAAAAGCUGCAUGUCUACAAGAGUACCGCAGACUUCGAAGCAGGUAAGAGGCUCUAUGACGAUAUCACAUCGGUUGACGAGUGGUGGGGGACGAAAGUACGCGAGAUUGUCCUGAAGAACAAGGUCCCGCGUAAAGUGUUUGUCCAGGGUAAUACCAUCCUGGAUGGGGAUAAAGUGACCUUUAAAGAGUAUCAACCGACGCCAGAGGGUAUGAUUCAGAGCUUCGUCGAACGCAAUAGAAACGGGAGUCUGGAUCCUCUUCGAUCUACAGGACAACCCUCACAGGCAGCUCCCCGCAAUCCGCAGCGGGAAUACGAGAAUAAACACCAUUCUUGCGACCUCGAAACACAUUUCGACACCUUGCCGUGGCAAUCAAGUUCUCCUGGCUCGCCUACCACGGCGCGGCCGCAUCAUCUCCCGAAUUCCGUAGUGGAGGAAGACGACGACUUCUAUACCGCGCCGCCGCCGCAUUCCCCAUCCUCAGAGGCUUCCUCAUCCAGCUUUAUCUCAGCACAACCCCCGCCAUUCUUGUCCCUUGUUCACCCUCCUGGAGUUGAGUCCAACCGCGACAAAUCUACCGUUCCCGAGUCCGAGCCAGUUACCGUCUCGCCGUUCGCCUCUCCACUCUUCGAAGCAGAGCCUCUAGAAUCAGAUUCCUCAUCUUCUGUAGUCGCACAGACCAAGGCAUCAUUUUCUAGAGACCCCAAAGAUUAUUCUCCAGGAAAGUCUGCGGAAGAGGGAGAGCCUCCUCCACCGUACACCGAAGGAUCUAGCCCCAUAAACUCAUUUACAUACGUUAUGGCAGCGGCAGGGGGCGCGUCGAGUAUCAUUACUCAGGUACAACAGGCAGGGGGACCACCGAUCAAUACUUUAGGAGACAUCGGCGGGGAUGAGCAUAUUACUCUCGAUCUCAGAGGGACUAGGUUCACUCUCUCUCGGGACGAACUGUUGACACUGCCGGAGUUUGUGCUUCUCUCGCUGUUCCCGAAUGGCCUGCUUCCGGAUGGACAUAUGGGCAGUUUCCACGAAGGUGAUAUCUAUCCCGUCGAUUAUGACCCGGUGUCUCUCCAGUACAUGCUAGACUUCUUCCGCUCCGUCGCUCAGUCGAUCCCAUCGUCGCCAUCCGCCUCGGCAUCGCAAGAUUUGGACGUGUCUCCCGAUUCCAUGCAAGGGUCGACCAGGGACAUGCUUCAAGACCGGGCAGGAAUUAUCGUCCUGCGAGAAGACCUUGAUUUUUAUGCCAUUCCUCCACGACCGGAAAUCAACCACUUGGAAAUGAUCGAGGUUAAACGGGCCGCUGCCAAAGCACUAUUGAAACAAGACGGAAUUUUUUCCGGGUUGAGGAAGAGCGAUGAGGCUGGUUCAACGGAGCAACACUUGAUCGAGAUGCUCACAGCAGGCGGCUUUGAUCGUGAUGACCGGUGGGGCCACCGUGCCCCGGAGCCCAACAAGGCAGUUAUCUGCAGCCUCGCAUUGGCUAAACUUCGUACUGAUAUCCGGGGCGACAUUUCCAAUAAUAACGCAGUUGGCAUGGCUCAAAAGCUACUCCUCUUUUGGCGGAAACCGGCUAGGAGAUGUUGGUGGGAGGGUGUUGAGUUGGAGAAUAUCGAAGGCGUCGAAGGAAAAGUGAAAAUCUGGAUCCGUAGGGUAUGGACUUUAGAAAUGAGUGUCAUUGGGCUUCGAUAGCCGGUUUCCACCGAUUUGUCAAGCGUUUCCGUCCUUCUCGUCAUGUUGCAUUUUUGUUCGCAUUUGAUGCAUGCUAGAUACAUAUCAUUGGCAGCAUUUUCUUCUUCUUUUCUAUUCACAAAUUUUCAUUCUGCCCAUCUUUGGGGGAGUUCAUGAUAUCCCUUGUCUACUCCCAUGUUUGCAAAGCAGACAAAGGGAA